AUGGUCGCUCUAUCCAGUUCCGCAAAGACUCAGUCCCCAAAGUCCUUCCUCUACACAUCCAUAGCAAGGACUCAUGUGGGAACCAUUGCAUCCAUAGUCAUAUCGACAUUGAUCUCCCAUGGGAAGUUGACCGCACAUGAAAUAUCAAACAGGAGUCAGCUCCCUAUAAAAACUGUCAAAUCUGCGCUUGUAUCAUUAAUUCAAUUGAACUGCAUCUACUACUGGCUGGACGAGAGAAAAGCCGUUCACUACUCCUUCAAUGAGAGAGGUUUACUUGUGUUUGUUCACUCUGGUGACAUCAUAAAUUGCAUCAACAAGCUUUACGAUGCGGAGUCCGCCGAAAUCAUUCAGAAUAUAAUACAAAUGGGUCACGUAAGAGUUCUGGAUUACCUUGCUCAGUACCAAGAUGACAAGAGUGAGAAGACCAAGCUAUACUUUGAGCAGCAAACUAGAUUCUUCAAAUUGUUCGCCGAUGGUUGGUUGCAGAAAUUACAACCUUUCCAUUACAGUCCUAUCAAUGAUCUUUGGAGCAAGCUAUACCAGGAAACGUUGAAGCAGAUCCCCAGAAAUUCCACCACCAGUGAAGUGAAAAGAGUCAAUGAAGCGAAGGAGAAGACCAAAGUUAAAUUAUCGGAUAUGUUGGAGUCUGGUCAAGAGUCCAAAGAUCUCUAUGAAAUGGAUGGUGGACUCAAGAUUUUAAGAAACUCGCUUGUCAUUAGUUUCGAUUUAUCUAGAUUUGAAAAGCAUUUGAGAUCUAGAGCGUUGGUAAACUUCAGCAAGUCAAAGAUUGGGUCAUUAACAAGUAAAGUUUACGAAGCUGCUUUGAGCACCAUCGAACAGAAAACUGCAGAUUUGAGUCAGAAUUUCCUUGAAAUUUCAGGAUUAAUUAGUGACCCUGAAGAAGCUAGAUUGUUAAUACAUUCUGUGGAGAAUAAACUUGUGGAUCAGAAGCAAACUACUUUCCAAGCGCGGGAUGUAGCAAGAUUUUUGGAUAACGAAGUUGACUUAAGAAAUAGUAUUUUGACUCACAACUUCUUGAAGCCACAGAAAAGAGUCAAUUCAGGUGGCAACGGUGCCCAAAAGAAGAUCAAGUUAGAAGAUGGUGGUUCCUUCGUUGUUAAAGAAGAAAAUAACGAAAACGAAAACGAAAACGAAGAUGAAAAUGAAAACGAUAAUUCUUUUAACACUAUGGCAAGUGGUGAUAGUUUUGACAAUUCUGACGACAAGCAUUCACAUUCUUUGAUAUUAUCACACUUGAAGCUCCUUACUUCAUCAACGCCGGUGAAUUUCCUCAUUGAAGUUUCACCUGGUGUGUUUACAGUGCCCCUCACCAGCCUCAUGCAAGAGUUAAAGCAACAUAAUUUCGAUAACAUCAUAAAGACAACUUUAGGAAUCGACGCAUUCAAAAUCCUUAGAUGUUUAAGAAUGUUGAAGUUAGCAGAUGAGAAGACCAUUGCAGAAAAGAUCCUAUUAAAGGAGAAGACGGUUAGAAAUGAAGUUUGUAAAUUGAUAAACUUGAACGCUGUGGAGAUUCAAGAAAUCCCAAAAAGUGCUGAUAGAGCAGCCCUGAAGACCUUCUACUUAUUUAGACACAAGCGCUACAUUUCAUACUUGUUCUUAAGUAAUUCUUUGAUCUAUAAUAUGGGCGAGAUUUUGAAUAAUAUAGAGAGCUUUAAGAGCGACCAUAAGAUCUUGCUUGAGAAAUGUGAAAGAGAAGAUGUGAAGGGAAACGAGGACCAGUUGUUAUUGGAUUCCGAGUUGAAAACCUUAAGGAAAUUGCAAUCCAGAGAAAUCAACAAUAUGGGAAAGUUUAAUAGACUCAAGAGUUUGAACGACAUCUUUGGGCUCUUCUAA
Dujonia railenensis is the source of this 1854-nucleotide messenger RNA. NCBI's taxonomy places the organism in Eukaryota, Fungi, Ascomycota, Pichiomycetes, Serinales, Debaryomycetaceae. The record is from the annotation of a GenBank genome assembly.